AUGGAGUGGUCCACAGUACAUCACCUGGGGAACAUUCAAGAUAUCAAUCAUCGGAUAUGGGUCCUUCAGAACCAGACCCUCAUAGCAGUCCCCAGGAAGCAACACUAUGUUCCAGUCACUGUGACCUUAAUCACGUGCAAAUAUCUGGAGACUCUUGAGAAAAACAAAGGGAACCCCAUCUACCUGGGACUGAAGGAGCCAGAGCUUUGCCUGUUCUGUGCAAAGGUUGGGGAGAAGCCCACACUGCAGCUUAAGGAACAGAACAUAAUGGAUUUGUACAACCAACCUGAGCCUGUGAAGCCUUUUCUCUUCUACCACAACCAGAAUGGCAGUACGUCCACCUUCGAGUCCGCAGCCUUCCCUGGCUGGUUCAUCGCGGUCAGCUCCACGGGAGGCUCUCCUCUCAUUAUUACCCAAGAACUGGGCAAAGCCUCCACCACUGAAUUUGGAUUAACUCUAGUGGAUUAA
Messenger RNA from Cynocephalus volans (Philippine flying lemur), 468 nucleotides. Its product is annotated as interleukin-36 alpha-like. Bases 1 to 468 code for a protein of 155 amino acids. The transcript is spliced from 4 exons. Gene Ontology annotation, molecular function: cytokine activity. The record is from RefSeq and is a predicted model, not a curated record. NCBI's taxonomy places the organism in Eukaryota, Metazoa, Chordata, Mammalia, Dermoptera, Cynocephalidae. Gene Ontology annotation, biological process: inflammatory response to antigenic stimulus; positive regulation of gene expression; cellular response to lipopolysaccharide.